CCCACCCCACCGGGCCCCCCGGCGGGGGCCCGUUUCUCCCUGGAGAGGCUCAGUAGCCUGCUGCCCCGGGACGCCCUGAGCCCCGAGGUGAUGCAACUGAGGGAGCAGAACCAGCAAGACCCUGAAGAAGCCCCAAACAUCCAGGUGUUGGGCACACAAGACGAAAGUGGACACGAAACGACUCCUAAGGAGGUUGAUUCAGAGACCCGUCGCGAGUCAGAUGCCGCUAUGGAGACAAACGCUUCAGACACCCAGCUGAACGAAGCGUUUGAUGAGGGAAAAAGUUUGACUUCGCCCGCUCUUCCUGGGGAGAGCCCGCUCGCGUUCGGGGAGUUGCUCGUCGCCGAGUAUCGUAAGAAGGGGCGAGUGGAGUUCAGGAAGAUGUUCGAGCUCCAGACAGGGACGCGUCUGCAGAGCAGCUGGGGGGUUGUCCUGCACGACGACAUAGCCGGCCAGCCUGCGGGCUGCUUCCUGAAGACAAGCAGGGGCGUUCUCCUUCUCGUCCGUCGGGCCAGUCUGGAGGAUUACGUGCUGUAUAUGAAGAGAGGGCCAGCCAUCGCCUACCCUAAGGAUGCAGGCACUAUGCUGAUGAUGAUGGAUGUCACAGAGGGAGACCGCGUGUUGGAGUCCGGCUCUGGGUCCGGGGCCAUGUCUCUGUUCCUGUCCAGAGCAGUUGGCUGUAAGGGCAGCGUGCUGAGCGUGGAGGUCAGGGAGGACCACCACCGGAGAGCUGUGCUGAACUACAAGCGCUGGAGGACAUCAUGGAGUCUGCGGCGAGGGGAGGAGUGGCCCGACAACGUCCAGUUUCACAACUCUGACCUCUGCACGGCUUCCUCGCUCCUCGCUGCUCAGGGAUUCCAUGCGGUGGCUCUUGACCUGAUCAACCCUCACCUGGUCUUACCCACUGUGAUUCCACAUCUGCACCCCGGAGCUGUAUGUGCUGUCUACCUCGCCAAUAUAACACAGGUCAUUGACCUACUUGAAGGGCUCCGAUGUUUGGCACUCCCUUUGCUGUGUGAACGCAUCAUCGAGGUUCCCAUGCGAGACUGGGUGGUGGCUCCGGCCCUCCAGAAGGACGGGAGCUACUGCGCCAGAAAAGCGCCGAUCCUGAAUGAAGACCAUUGGGAGGAUGAGACAUCGGUUGAGGCUGACACAGAAGAGAUGACCAAAGAGAAACAACCAGCCUUCGGGAGUAUUCCCUACAUUGCCAGACCUCAUCCGGAACAAAUGAGCCACACAGCAUUCCUGGUGAAACUGAGGAAGUGUGUGCGGUAGCUUUACUACCGUUUAGGAACCUUGCAAAAACAUGAUUGUUGCAUAUCCACCAAAUUACUGUAAAUAAAAAAUAAAUCAUCAGGUCACUAUUUUCA
Molecule: messenger RNA, 1370 nt
Organism: Perca fluviatilis (European perch)
Lineage: Eukaryota; Metazoa; Chordata; Actinopteri; Perciformes; Percidae
Gene: trmt61b
Product: tRNA methyltransferase 61B
Exons: 7
Biological process (GO): tRNA methylation
Cellular component (GO): tRNA (m1A) methyltransferase complex
Source: RefSeq, a predicted model, not a curated record